Molecule: messenger RNA, 7174 nt
Organism: Trichoplusia ni (cabbage looper)
Lineage: Eukaryota; Metazoa; Arthropoda; Insecta; Lepidoptera; Noctuidae
Gene: hppy
Product: mitogen-activated protein kinase kinase kinase kinase 5
Exons: 21
Coding region: 140-3595 (1151 amino acids)
Biological process (GO): protein phosphorylation
Molecular function (GO): MAP kinase kinase kinase kinase activity; ATP binding
Source: RefSeq, a predicted model, not a curated record
UAGCACUGUGGCAAACGUCAGACGAUGUCGAGUCGAGUGAUAGAAAAAUAAUUUACUUCACGACGUUGUGUGUUAAAUAAUUAUGUGAAUGAUGAGAUGAAAGUGUAGAUAAAUGUUAAUAUAGUGUUCAAUAGUGAUUAUGGCGCAUAGUGGUGGUGUUUUAAGUUCGGAUAUAUCUCGGAGGAAUCCACAAGAUGAGUAUGAACUCAUUCAGAGGAUUGGUUCGGGAACCUACGGUGAUGUAUACAAGGCGAAAAGGCUCAACGGCAACAAUGAACUUGCUGCCAUCAAGGUGAUAAAGUUGGAGCCGGGCGAUGACUUCGCGAUCAUUCAGCAAGAGAUCCUCAUGAUGAAGGACUGCCGCCACCCGAACAUCGUCGCGUACUACGGAUCUUAUCUCAGGAGGGAUAAGCUGUGGAUCUCUAUGGAGUAUUGUGGGGGAGGGAGUUUGCAGGAUAUAUACCACGAGACAGGUCCUCUGUCGGAGCUGCAGAUCGCGUACAUGUGCCGCGAGACGCUGACCGGCCUCUCGUACCUGCACAGCAUGGGGAAGAUGCAUCGUGACAUAAAAGGCGCGAACAUCCUGCUCACGGAGUGCGGCGACGUGAAGCUGGCUGACUUCGGUGUGUCGGCCCAGAUCACAGCCACCAUCAACAAGAGGAAGAGCUUCAUCGGGACUCCGUACUGGAUGGCGCCAGAGGUGGCAGCUGUGGAGCGCAAGGGUGGCUACAACCAGCUCUGUGAUAUUUGGGCGUGCGGCAUCACUGCUAUUGAGCUAGCCGAGCUGCAGCCGCCCAUGUUCGAGCUGCACCCGAUGCGCGUGUUGUUCCUCAUGUCCAAGUCCGGCUUCAAGCCGCCCUCGCUGAAGGAGCGCGAGCGCUGGUCCGCCGUCUUCCACUCCUUCCUCAAGCUCGCCCUCACCAAGAACCCCAAGAAACGACCCACCGCUGAUAAAUUGUUACAGCACGCGUUCUUCCAGCAAGACAUGAGCAAGCGGCUCGCGAUAGAGUUGCUGCACAAGUACUCCAACCCGCCGAGCCAUUGUAACAACGAGCCGGACGAGGAUACUGCGCUGUCCACAGUCCCGCAGCGCAUCGCGUCGCGCCACACGGGGCGCGCGCGGGGCGCGGGGGGCGCGGGCGGGGGCGCGGGGGGCGCGGGCGGGGGCGCGCCGGGCCCCGCGCGCCCGCGCUCGCUGCUGACGGCGGGGUCGCGCCGCGCCGCCUACGACGACUCGCCCAUCGUGGACCUGGACGCCGACGACGACCUCAGCCGCCCCGCCCUGCCCGGCGUCAUGCAUCUGCAUGCCGAUGUCAACGCUAGCUGCGAUGGAGACACUAUCAAGAGGAAUGUAUACCACAGACAAUCAAGCGAAGACUGGAGUGUCGCAUCACUAAUGAGCUGUCCGAAACACAACCCUUUAUCACAAGACUUAGCCAACGACACGCUCCCGACAAGCGAAAAGAGCCUCUUGCAAUAUAUCGAUGAAGAGUUAAUGCUCAGGGCAACAUUACCUUUAACCGCGGAAACGGCAAACAUGGCGCAAGCUGGCAACACAGCGUUAUCAAUGCACGACCAACACUUAUCGCAAUGCAUACAGUUGAAACAGAACUUCUUGAACAAUUCUACCACUAAUAUCUAUCAGAAUCUAGCUUCUAAUUUCCAAAGUCCCAUCGGUGCUUCCAGAGUUUCGAUCGACGAUCCUUUGUGUAGGAAAAUAGGGGAAGAUAUAAUGUAUGUGGAUCAGCAAGAAAACGACCACUUAGAUACACCUUUAAGGAACGCGAACUGUGAAUGUGGGCUUUGUCCUAAACCUGAGCCAAGGGAUAACAAUACCUUAAGUGACCUCCAGAGGUCGGUAGCCAAGUGUUCCUGUGACGUGUGCAACUCAAACGGGGACAUAUUAAGCUACUACAGAAACUGCUCGAACCAAAACACGGACUCCGGUAUCGUUUACUGUGAUAUAUGUAAAAAACAAAAAAUCUCAGUUUCAAACUUCAGGGCCCUACAAAUCGCGAAUAGGUUAAGAAUAUCCGAAGACGACAAACUACAAAAUGGCGGCACGGACGACGAUCUCUGCAGGAAAAUUGACAUUAGCUUGAAUAUGGAAGACAAAAUGUUCGAACACAGGAAAAAACACAACAGACAUAACUCAGAUUCGGUGACCGCAGGCAUAGAUCUAAAUCAAUUCUGUCAAUGUGAACUCGAGGUUAAGAGGAAAACGUCGUCGGUAGAUGAAAUUUUCAAAAUGGUAGAGGAAAAUGGGCGGGACUUGAAGACGGAGGCCAUAGAUGAGGAGAAUAAGACUUCGCAACGGCAAAGGAGUUUGUCUGACAGCCAGCGGGAUAAAGCCAAAGUUGAUAAUAGCGCCCCCGGUGUAGAGGCGGGGGCUCCGCCAGUGCCCCCACGACGAGCCCGAGCGCGGCGGGCGCAGUCCCCCGCGCGGGCCGCGCCCAACGGCCUGCCACCCACGCCCAAGGUGCACAUGGGAGCCUGCUUCUCUAAGGUGUUCAACGGGUGUCCUUUACGGAUAAACUGUACAGCCUCUUGGAUACAUCCCGACACGAGAGAUCAACACAUACUUAUAGGCGCGGAGGAAGGCAUCUACACACUAAACCUGAACGAGUUACACGAGACGGCGAUGGACCAGCUGUGUCCGCGGCGCACUAUAUGGAUGCAUGUCAUCAAAGAUGUGCUCAUGUCGCUGUCUGGUAAGACCCCGUCGCUGUACCGGCACGAGCUGCUGGCGCUGCUGGGCAGUGCGCGCGGCGGGCGCUCGCUGCGCGUGCUGCCGCCGCGCCUGCUGCCGCGCCGCUUCGCGCUCACCACGCGCGUGCCCGACACCAGAGGUUGCAUUCGUUGCGCGGUUGCCCGCAACCCCUACAACGGGUACAAGUACCUGUGCGGGGCGACGCCCGCCGGCCUCUUCCUCAUGCAGUGGUAUGAUCCACUCAGAAAGUUUAUGCUGCUCAAGAACAUAGAAUGCGUUCUCCCAUCCCCACUGCUGGUGUUCGAGCUGAUCAUCACUCCUGAGCUGGAGUACCCGCUGCUGUGCGUGGGAGCCACCAGGAAACCCUUGAGGCUCAACCUGCUCAACAUUAACUCUGGAGCGACAUGGUUCCACUCGGAGGAGUUGGAGGUGUGCGUGGGCAACUCAAACACAGUCAUCCCGCGACCAGAGAGGUUGCACACGCUGAGGGCAGUGCAUCAACUCAACAAGGACUCCGUGCUAGUAUGUCACGAGAACGUGGUGGACAUAAUCCCCGUCCUACCUCCGAGCGUGGAGCAGCGCUGGCGGCAGGAGGACGACAAGCGGAGGAACAAGCUGCUGUCCAGGAUACAGUUCGAUUUCAACAUCGAUAGCAUAUUGUGCCUGGCGGACUCAGUCCUGGCCUUCCACCGCCACGGCGUGCAGGGCCGCUCGCUGCGCAACGCUGACGUCACGCAGGAGAUCUGCGACGCCUCGCGAGCGUACCGCCUGCUGCCGCACGACAAGGUGGUAGUACUAGAAUCACACGUACUACAAAACAACACGCUGUCGGGCGAAGACGGCAACGAUCUCUACAUAUUAGCGGGACACGAAGCCUCCUACUAAUGGUACCAACACGCCACUAAAAGUGCCGCGCGGCACUAAAUAGUGCCACGAGAGAAAUGUGUCCAUCCGACACUAAACGACGAGAAAAGAGGUAUUUUUUCAGUUUCAAGACUGGUUUUCGUUGAGAGUCGAGGAUGUAAAAAAAGACAGAAUAUUUUUAUUUAACAGAUUAUCUGGAUAAGUCUAAAUAAAUACCUAAUACCUAGUUAAGGCUUGGCUUUAGCUAACCUAGGUCUUGAUGAUAGUAUUAACAACUUACAAAAAGUAUGUUAUGCGCUAUACAGGAAACCUGAUUAACUUUAGAAAAGAAAAUUUCACUCGCGUCGAUAAACAAACAGUUACAAUACAAAAAUUACCGAAAAUUUCAUCAAUCGAUAAAUAUCGAUUUGAUAAGCACAAAUCGAUCGAUUUUAUAGUACCAGAACAUCACUAGUCUAAAGCAAUAUGGCGGAUUUACCCAAUAGUUUAAAUCCUAUGUACUGGAUGUAUCAACGAUUUUACUAUUUCAUAUUUACGUGAUUAUAGUCGAUGUAAUUUAGUUUUAAUAAAAUUGUCGUUAAUAUUCCCUACAUCACUGCCAUUGCGUGGUAUUUAAUGAGACAGUAUUUUGAUAUUUUAUAUUCUGUUAAUUAAUCAAUUCAAGCUGCCGAAACACGGACGAAUUCGUUAUUUCAGAUGGUCACCCAUCCACGGAUCGACUGUCUCUAGCGUAGCUUAACCUAUGAUCAACCAUUUGCAGUUAUAGUUUUUAUAGCAGUUACAAAUUGUAAAGGAAAGUAUGAUGUAAUAUUAAACUUUAUUUAAAUAUUUUGCAUUUAUUGAACCACUUCUCAAGAAUGCUGCCAGCUAAUGUUCCAAAACUUGGAAUAAAUUUAGCAAUUAAUUGGGCGUCUUACAUCAGCCAUCUAUAUUGCAUUUCGUUCUACGGGCUUACGAUCAAAUUUAAACCUUAACGUUUAUUAAACAAGACUUAUAAUCAAAUAUCAAAGUACUGUCGCCAUUAAAAACCAUUUAGUUAAUCAUUCCUGAGAGCAAUAAGUUUGAUUAGCAAACGAAAUUAUUAUUAUAUAUACACGCCCCUGCGCCUAGAGGGCAUUUAGAGUCCCAAGUAAUCUAUCUGUGUCUCUUCUAUACAUUUAAAAGGCAGGGGUACUCAACAUUUUUUGUGUCUCAGGUGUUUGGUUUCACUUAAACAUUUUUGCCAAAAAAAGUAUGGCUUUAAAUGUUCAUUACUUCAAAUGCCAAGAAAAUUAUAAAAGUGUAAGUAACUGGGCAAAAAAAGGUUGACUACCCCUGGUUCGAGUUGUCAAAUUUGACAGUUACUGUUAAUACGAUGUGCAGUGAAUGCCAGUGAUGCUUUAUAACGCUCGCGUACUGCUUUAAAUGUGAAAAUAAAAAUCUGUAUUUUAGUACAGUAUUCAGCCAAAUCGGGCCGAGUCCAAGAGAUUUAAUUUAUUUCGCGUUAAUACUGCAAAUAUAAAUAAUAAUAAUAAUGUUAUAUAACACGUUUCUAUUAUAACAGUUAUUAACUGUGAUCGCAUUAUUAAGAUGUAUUAAUAUGUGUAAACGAGUAUUUUGUGCGAACAGGGUCGAUCGACUAAAAGUACUUUCUUAGUUUUGAAAUCGAUUAGUGAGAAUCUUAUCUGUUAUAGCAGAGCCAGGACUGCGAACUGAAUGCGCACUUCAAACCACCAUAGUGUUGUGCGUUGUAUUAUACCUGUCGAUAAUCGAUAACGUACAAUGAGAGUCCAGAGAAAAGUAAUGUCACAUCCCUUCUUAUGACUCAAUUCGCACGGUAUUAAAUAGCUCAACUUUAGUCGAUAUCGACUGUCAGCCAACCCUAUUUGUCACAUCCCUAAUUACUAUUUUAUAAAUCUUGUGGUUAAGGUCGGUGUUUUUAACCGGUAAAAUAACAAAGUAUAUUAAUUAACAGAUCUUUUACUCACUAUAUUUAAAAUAUAAAUAGUAAUUUUAUUUAUUCAUUUAAUAUUAAUAACACAUGUGAUGACGUGUAACGGAAAUUCAUAUAAAAGACAAAUUUUCAUGAACAUAGACUUUUCUAGGCUCUUGUGUAGUUUUGGUCUUUUUUUUUUGUAAAUAUAAUAAUUAUUCCAGUUAGAUUUUAGUGAAACUGUAUAUUAUCUAUAGUCAUAGUUAUUGUAAUUAUUAUUGUAUUUUGUUUUUAAAUGCCUAUUUUUGACGGUUAAGGCCUGGUUUCACUGCGGGCUGAGGUUAUCGUAAAGUAUUUUUAUUUUGCGAUAAAAAAAUGUUACAUUGAUAUUCUUGGCUUGGAGUGGGAUUUAGAUCUCGUUUUGAAAUAAAUAAAUUUUUCCACCAUGACAGUUUCAGCGAACAGUAAUGAAUUGUUAUUGAAAAAUCGAUUCGACCGAAUUUUAAUUUGUCGGUCGUUUCGGUUCGUCGCGAGAUCCCUAUCAUUUAGUCUGUCUCACUUUCAUUGGACUUUAGGGUUUAUUUAAAUUGAACUAAAGUUCGAAAUCCUGUAAUGUUUUAUUGAAGCACGCUUUUUUGUCUCGACUCAGCGUGAAACAUUUUAAUUUGAACUUUAUCACGUUGCGAUACAGUUUAAUUUCAAAAGUCUGUCAUAAUACAAGAUACACCGCCAUAUAAACUUAUAGAAGAUCAUAACGGCUCGCGUUGACUGAAGUAAGUGACUUGUGUUGUCCUCAAAAAAGAUCUUUAGCCACUCGUUAUAAAGUUCAAAUUCCAAUGUUUACUUGUGCUUUUUCUACUAAAACCUUGUUUGUACAGUUUUAUGGGAGUUUUCGUUUUAAAUGUAUGAGAUUAUAGUGUUAUAGAGUCCGUAAUGGCAUGAAACAGCCUCGUUUCAGUAAUACCGUGCCUCUGUGUAUAUUAUUUUAUAUGGUUGUGUUUUUAACUUUACAAAUCGCAAAUAAACUUUUGUUCCGUCAAAUAAGUUCAGUGCAAUGGAAAACGUAUUAAAUAUCUACCGUUUGUAAGAAAAGUGUAUGUAAUAUUUUUUAUGGAUAUCCAAAUUUUUCGGUGUUGCCACAAGCUAUAAUCAAAUAUUUAAAACUUUAAAUCUAUAAAUUUGUUACGCUUUUGUGUUUAAACAACUGUUGCUACUAAACAAAUUGAUUUAUUUAAUUAAAUAGUAUAUAAGAAAGCAAUCUUGCAAUUAGUGAUCCCAUUUUAAAUUCAAUCAUUAUUGAUCUCGUGACUAUGUGACGGAUAAUGCAAAAAGGUACAAAAAAACAUCUCACUCUUAUGCAGUCGGGUAUUGAUUUGAAACUUAUAUUUGUAUAGUUAUGUGGUUUUACCGUAAUUCAUUAAUGAAAUAUUCAAAAUUGUAAUGUUAUAAAGGGAUCUCGUUAGCGAUUCCUCAUGAAUUAAUAAUUAAACAGUAUACAUUGUAUUAUAAAUAUAUUAAGUUGUUAAAGAACAUGGAUUUUAAACAUAAUAACAGCUCUGUUAGCGCUCGAUCUAAGUAAAGAAUUUUUAUUUUUCAAUUUCAGAGUCUUUCAGAGUUAAAUGCAGUGUUUUGCUUUUUUUAAUAAUCCUUUUUAUUUAUAUACCUCCCAAUAAAUAUUAUUUCGUACA